CUGUGUGUCAUGAAGCUGUACCAUGACACAUCAUUUGGCUUGCUGGCAGUACUUUUUGGAAUUCACAGAACGACAGCGGCAAAUAUAUUUAAGGAAGCUAUCAUGAUCUUGGCCGGUGUGCUCAAACAUGCAAUAUUUCUGCCAAGCAAAGAAGCUGUCACAGCAUGUAUGACCGUGUAUUUCAAAGAGUACCCGGACACAAGGAUGGUGCUUGAUUGCACUGAAUUACCGUGUGAAAGGCCGAAGGACCUGAAGUCCAGAAUUCUAACGUAUAGCCAUUACAAGCGCACGUACACGGCAAAAGUGCUGGUAAGUGAGACCCCUGGUGGUCUUAUCAGUUAUGUCAGUGCAGCAUAUGGUGGCAAGGCUUCGGACUCUUUUAUAACUAAAGAUACAGGACUACUUGAAACUUGUAUUCCAGCUGUUGAUGCAGUUAUGGUAGACAAGAGAUUUCUAAUUCAAGAACUCUGCAAAGAGAAAAAUAUCAAAAUGAUCAGGCCGCCAUUUCUGAAACAGCCUCAGCUGACUACAGAAGAAGCAGUCACGAACCAGGCAGUUACAAGGGCCGGGGUCCAUGUAGAGCGGGCAAUCCAGCGCAUGAAGCUCUUCAAAAUUCUCCGAAACCGCCUGGAUCUGGACUUGUUGCCGUAUAUUGAUGCCAUCAUCACAGUUAUUGUGGGCACAACUAAUCUGUCAAAACCUAUAUUCAGUGAGAAACGGUUCCUCCGAAAUGAUGCAACUGCUCUGUAGUGAUCUGUUGUACACCCAGUGGUCGUUGUUAAACUCCUUCCCCCUGCUGUUUCAUUACUGAGGUCAGCUAUUUACUAGGUAAAUCACGGGACCAACACACACGUUUUUAUUUUUAGAGAGACUACUACCUCAUGUUCAUUGCACAAACAUCUCA
Molecule: messenger RNA, 904 nt
Organism: Rhipicephalus sanguineus (brown dog tick)
Lineage: Eukaryota; Metazoa; Arthropoda; Arachnida; Ixodida; Ixodidae
Exons: 1
Coding region: 10-750 (246 amino acids)
Source: RefSeq, a predicted model, not a curated record